UGGUGCUGCGGUGCGGCACGAUUGUGUUCGCAUCCGAGUUUGUUGAGUGAACGAUGGUGGUUUGAGUGAACGGAAAGUGUCAGUCAGUGGACCACUGAGACUGUGCGCGUGUGAGGGGAAGAGUUGAUGCGUGCCGGCGUGCUGUGGAUUACGUGCUGCUGGAUUACUGUGGCAGCGCGCACCCGGCAAACAAUGACAGGCCGCUGGCGGUGACAGCGAACAGCUCAGCAGAGAGAACCUUGCGAUUCGGAUUAACGGACGGACGCUACCGAAAAUGAAGCCUCGGAAAACCGGGGUGACCCUCGUCUUGUGGCUCGCACUGGUUGCAGCUACGAUACCAGCCACUGUGCAAGCUUUCGUGUCCUGCUCGCCCAAUCCGUGCAAGAAUGGAGCCUCCUGCGUGUCGUCCAACCCAAGCGGCGAGUCGCAUUGCAACUGUCCUCCUCUCUACGUGGGCGAGUACUGCCAGCACGCCAAUCCGUGCCACACCGGCGGCCCGGGUUUCCGCUGCCAGAACGGCGGUACGUGCAACGUGGAGAUGAGUGUCACAAAUGGACCCAAGUUCUCGUGUAGAUGCCCCGUGGGCUAUUCGGCUACCAUGUGCGAGAUCAAGGUGCCCAACGCCUGCGACUCGCAGCCCUGUCACAACGGGGCCACGUGCCAGCUGCUCACACUGCAGAACUACACUUGCGUGUGCGCCAACGGCUUCCGAGGCAAGUACUGCGACAAGGUCGACCACUGUGCCUCGCAGCCGUGUCUGAAUUACGGUAGCUGUCAGUCCAAGGAGGACUCGUAUUCGUGCAUCUGUGCUCCGGGGUACAGCGGAGCCUCGUGCGCGGUCGACGUGGAUGAGUGCCAGACGAGACCGUGUAUGCAUGGAACAUGCCUCAACACCCAGGGUUCCUUCAGUUGCGUUUGUGAAGCCGGGUACACAGGACAGUUUUGCGAAUCUCAGUAUAUCCCGUGUGAGCCCAGUCCCUGCAUGAAUGGCGGAACGUGUCGGGCCAUCGACUCGCUCAACUACCAGUGUUCCUGCCCUCCCGGCUUCACAGGCACUAACUGCGAGACGAACGUGGACGACUGUCCGGGAAACCUGUGCCAGAACGGCGCCACCUGUCUGGAUGGCGUCAACUCGUACACGUGCCACUGCCCGCCCACGUACACGGGGCCGUACUGCACCAAGGACGUGGAUGAAUGUGCUCUGCGGCCCAGCGUGUGCAAGAAUGGCGCCACGUGUACCAACACUAUAGGUGGCUACUCAUGCAUUUGUGUGAACGGCUGGACGGGCGCGGACUGCUCAGAAAACAUCGACGAUUGCGCUGUGGCUGCGUGCUUCAACGGUGCCACAUGCCACGACCGAGUCGGCUCCUUCUACUGCCAGUGCGCCCCCGGCAAGACGGGACUGCUGUGUCAUUUGGACGACGCGUGUGCCAGCAAUCCGUGCCACGCGGGUGCCAUCUGCGACACAAGCCCCAUCGACGGCACGUACCUCUGUUCAUGCCCCAACGGCUUCCAGGGCGUCGACUGCACAGAAGACGUGGACGAGUGCGCCCAGGGCUUCCCUUGUGAACACCAGGGUCUCUGCGUCAACACACCUGGCUCGUUCCGUUGCAAUUGCACCCGUGGUUUCGCCGGGCCCAGAUGUGAGGUGAACAUCAAUGAAUGCGACUCGAACCCCUGCCAGAACGAGGGCACCUGCCUGGACGAGCGCGGCGGCUUCCGCUGCGUCUGCAUGCCCGGCUACCGAGGGGUGCACUGUGAAGUGGACAUAGAUGAGUGCCUGCCGAACCCAUGCCUGAAUGGAGGAAUAUGCAGUGAUCGCAUUAAUGGCUUUCAGUGCCUGUGCCCAGUAGGGUUCUCUGGCAAAAAAUGUGAGACCAACGAAGAUGACUGUUCCUCAUUUCCAUGUCGUAAUGGAGGAUCAUGCCAUGACGGAAUCGCCAGCUACACCUGCCACUGCCCACCUGGUUUUACUGGAAGUAAUUGUGAAACAAAUAUGGAUGACUGCCAAUCCUCUCCAUGCCAUCAUGGAGAGUGCAUAGAUGGCACAAACGCCUUCACGUGCAAUUGCCACCCUGGAUAUACAGGCCUUCUCUGUCAGAACCAGAUCAAUGAGUGCUUGAGCAGCCCAUGUCAGCAUGGUGGCACUUGUGAAGACCUUGUCAAUGGCUACCAGUGCCGUUGUCGUCGUGGUACAUCUGGUCCAGACUGCCAAUUCAAUGUCAACGAAUGCUUUUCCAACCCAUGCCGAAAUGGUGCAAAAUGUGUGGAUGGAAUCGACUCUUAUAUUUGCGAGUGCCUUCCAGGAUACACAGGUAUUCAUUGUGAAACAGACAUCAAUGAAUGUGCCAGCAACCCCUGUGCAAAUGGAGGUGUUUGCAUUGAUCUCAUCAACGGCUUCAAGUGCAACUGCCCUCGUGGCUACUUUGAUGCUCGGUGCCUGUCCAAUGUGAACGAAUGUGCAAGCAACCCAUGCCAGCAUGGUGGUACCUGUGAAGAUGAAGUCAAUCAUUUUGUCUGUCACUGCCCUCCUGGCUAUGGGGGCCAUCGCUGUGAACAAGACAUUGAUGAGUGUCAGUCUAACCCAUGCCAGCACGGAGGGAGCUGCCAUGAUGCACUGAAUAAUUACUCAUGUGCCUGCAUAGAAGGCUACUCUGGGCGCAACUGCGAAACCAACCUGGAUGACUGCAGUCCGAACCCUUGUCGCAAUGGAGGAAGUUGCAUUGACUUAGUGGGCACAUUCCGCUGCGUGUGUGAAGUGCCUUUCACUGGCCCAACAUGCGAGGUUGAACUGAAUCCCUGUUCACCAAACAAGUGCCGAAAUGGGGCACAGUGUUCGCCAUCUUCAAACUAUCUAGAUUUUGCCUGCUCUUGCAAGCUUGGUUUUACUGGCAGGCUUUGUGAUGAGGACAUUGAUGAGUGCGCCGUGUCAUCACCGUGCCGCAAUGAAGCCACAUGCAUCAACACGAAUGGCUCCUACGAAUGUGCCUGCACCAAAGGAUAUGAAGGGAGGGAUUGCCUGAUCAACACUGAUGACUGUGCAUCCUAUCCCUGCCAGAAUGGAGGCACUUGUCUAGAUGGAAUAGGAGAGUACAACUGCCUUUGUGUGGACGGCUUUGGUGGCAAGCACUGUUCAGAAGACAUCGAUGAAUGUGCCAGCAACCCUUGCCUCAAUGGUGCUACAUGCAAUGACUACGUCAACAGCUAUGCCUGUGCAUGUCUGCCUGGCUUCAGUGGCACAAAUUGUCAAACAAAUGACCAAGACUGCACGUCAAGUUCAUGUAUGAAUGGUGGAACCUGUGUCGAUGGUGUGAACAACUAUACCUGCCAGUGCAGUCCAGGCUACACAGGCUCAAACUGCCAGUACCACAUCAAUGAAUGCGACUCCCAGCCCUGUGCGCAUGGAGCCACUUGUGUCAAUCACAUCGGAUACCACACCUGUCACUGUCCCUUUGGCUACACAGGACCUCGUUGUGAGAUGCUGGUCGAUUGGUGUGCAAAAACACCUUGUCUCAAUGGAGCUACUUGCAAGCAGUCCAAUAACACAUAUCGGUGCAUCUGCAAACCUGGCUGGACUGGUCUGCUUUGUGACGUAUCGAUGGUCUCAUGUGAAGAUGCUGCAUCCCAAAAAGGUAUCAAAGUAACAGGCCUGUGUGAGCAUGGCGGCACAUGUGAAGAUGUUGGGAACAGCCAUCGCUGCAUCUGUCCUGAAAGCUAUGAAGGCAGCUAUUGCCAACGUGAAGUCAAUGAAUGCCUUAGCAACCCUUGUCAAAAUGGAGCCACCUGCCAAAACCUAAUAGGCCAGUACAAAUGUGACUGUCCAGAAGGUUUCCAAGGACUCAACUGUGAAUACAAUAUCAAUGACUGUGACCCUAAUCCAUGUCACAAUGGAGGCACUUGCCACGACCUUGUCAACAAAUUUGCCUGCUCUUGCCGUCACGGGACAGUAGGCAUUUUGUGUGAACACAACGUCAAUGAAUGCUUUGAAGGGGCUUGCCAUCAUGGUGGAACUUGCCUUGAUAGAGUGAAUGGCUAUGAAUGUGAAUGCAGGCCAGGAUAUGUGGGACCACGGUGUGAAGGAGACGUCAAUGAGUGUCUCUCGAAGCCGUGUGAUCCUGUGGGCACACUGGACUGUGUCCAGCUAAUUGAUGAUUACCGUUGUGACUGUCGCCCUGGGCAUGCUGGUAGGCACUGUGAGCUAAAAAUGGAUCCAUGUUCAUCAAACCCUUGUUUGAAUGGUGGUAUUUGUGCUGCUGGACCUCGUGGACCAAUCUGCAUCUGCCAAGAAGGUUUCCGUGGUGAGACUUGUGCCAACCAGAGCUGCACUGACAAGUGGCCAUGCCGUAAUGGAGGUCAAUGUCGGGGACACUCCUGUGUCUGCCCCCAUCGAACGUCUGGAAGCCUAUGUGAAAUCAUUGAAGAGGAACUCAGUAAGAGUGCAUGCACACUAGGGGCCUGUCGAAAUGGAGGCGUUUGCAGAGAAGUCGCAGGUGGCAGGAUAGAGUGCGAUUGCCCUGCCAGGUGGAAAGGACCUCGCUGUGAAGAGUAUGAUGGCGGCUACAGAGGAAGUCUGCCAUCACCUGUAGAAGGCUUCUAUGACCUAUUUUUGAAGUCCCUUGAAGAAGAAAAGAAGCAGUGCACAAUGCGUCGGUGUGAGAAGAAGGCAGGCAACCGUCAUUGUGAUGAAGAGUGCAACACAUAUGCCUGUGACUUUGAUGGUGGAGACUGUUCAUUAGGUAUCAACCCCUGGAUAAACUGCACUGCUGCCAUAAAAUGCUGGGAUGUGUUUAGGGAUGGUAAAUGCAACAUGGAAUGCAACAAUAUUGACUGCCUCUUUGACGGUUUUGAUUGUCAGAAAAACCUUCAACGUUGCAAUGAACACUAUGACACUUACUGCAUGAGGAACUAUGGUAAUGGAUAUUGUGAUCAAGGCUGCAACAACGAAGAAUGCAACUGGGAUGGCUUAGACUGUGAAAAAGGACCCCCAUACCUUGCUGAAGGUUCCAUUGUCAUCAUGCUUUCUAUUGAACCAGAGGUUUUCAAGAACAACACUGUCGCAUUCCUUCGUGACAUUGGGCAUGCACUGCGCACGAAUGUACUCUUCAAAAAGGACCCUAACGGUCAGGCUAUGAUUUACCCAUGGAAAGCAACUGAAGGUCAGAUGCCCAACCACUCUGUCCUUCCAGUACCACGCACUGGAACGCUUGUGCACCUUGAAAUUGACAAUCGCCGCUGCCUCAAGUCCCAGGGAAGUGAAUGCUUUCAGUCUGCUGCCAAGGCAGCUGAAUUUUUGGCAGCAGCACAGGCCAGACAUGCCUUGGAAACACCUUUUCAUAUUCAAGAAGUACUUGGCUCUGGUAGCGAGGAGGGCGGUGGUGGAGGCGAAGGCAGCCGUACUAGUGCACUGAACAUUGUCAUCGGUCUUAUCGGUGUACUAUUAGCUGGACUUUUUAUUGGUGUCCUCUUCACCACCCAGAAGAAACGUGCUCGAGGCAUCACAUGGUUUCCAGAGGGAUUUCUGAGCACGAGCAAUGGCCAGAGACGCCGCUCGAGACGUAAGGGUCCCGAUGGACAGGAAAUGAGAGUUGCUCAAGCAAACGGUGAUGGAUCACCAGAGGCAUGGAGUGAUGAUGAGGGGGAGCGACCUCCAGCGAAGCGUGCACGCAGCUCACCAGACUCGGGAUGUGGGGAUACAGUUGUCUCAGACUAUGAAGAUGAACGGGACCCACGACCAUGGACCCAGCAACAUUUGGAUGCUGCCGACGUCCGUCUGCCUGAAGUGCUGCAGGCACUCACCCCACCACAAGGAAGUGAUCUUGACCAUAAUGUUGACGUAAGAGGACCAGGUGGUCUGACACCUUUGAUGCUUGCAUCAUUUCGUGGUGGUGGUGUGGAUACUGGGGAGGAGCCCGGAGAAGAGGACACUGGAUCUGCUAGCAUGAUUCAAGACCUGCUAAUGCAAGGUGCCCAGCUUGGCAGCACUACUGAGAAGACUGGCGAAACAUCAUUGCACCUUGCUGCUCGCUAUGCCCGGGCUGAUGCUGCUAAACGACUUCUUGAUGCUGGAGCUGAUGCCAAUGCACAGGACAGCUCUGGGAGGACACCACUUCACGCAGCUAUAGCAGCGGAUGCUGUAGGAGUGUUUCAGCAGAUCCUUCUGCGAAGUCGUGCCACAAAUUUAAAUGCCAAGAUGAACAACGGGAUGACUCCACUCAUCCUUUCAAUUCGCCUUGCUAUGGAGGGUAUGGCCGAAGACCUCAUCAAUGCAGAAGCAGAUGUCAAUGCUGCAGACUCUGACUCGCGUACACCACUUCACUGGGCGGCUGCUGUCAAUGAUGUUGCUUCAGUGCGUAUGCUUUUGGCUCAUGGUGCCAAUCGUGAUGCUCAAGAUGUGCAUGAAGAGACCCCUCUGUUUCUUGCGGCACGUGAAGGAAGCUUGCAAGCGGUGCAGGCAUUGCUUGACCAUGCAGCUAAUCGAGACAUCACCAAUCACAUGGACAGGCGGCCACGUGAUGUUGCUCGUGAUCGCAUGCACCUUGAUAUCGUCGAACUGUUGGACAAGUAUGUGCCAAGCCCCCAUAUUUCAGGGCUGUCCAGCCCACCAAUGCUCCUGUCAAGCCCAACAGUCAUUGGGUCUACUAAAUCUGCCAAGGGCAAGCGACGACAGCCACUGGUCAAGAAUGGUGCAAACAGUGCCCUGCAGCAGCUUGACAUGUCAGCAACAUCACCAAAAACUGAUGCUGCUGCAGUUACUAUUCUGAAGAGGAGGACACCAUCUAUUAAAAAGUCUAGAGAUCCACCACCACUACCAGACGUUGCACACUCGCUUGACUCACCUCAUGAGUCACCAGGGGGACCCCUGUUUAUGCCACAAGAGGCGGUGGCAAGUUUUACUAAGCAACCACCGUGCUAUGAGGAUUGUGUGGGGCCUGUCUAUGCUGGAGUGUACGAUCUGCAAGCCUAUGCUAACACAGGUCCUGCUGCCAUUUCACAGCAGCAGCAGCAGCAGCAGCAGCAGCAGAAGCAACAGCAGCAGCAACAGCAGCAGCAGCAACAGCAGCAGCAACAGCAGCAGCAGCAACAGCAGCAGCAGCAGCAUCAACGCCAGACCUCUGUUCCUUCCAGUAUGAGCAGCUAUGGCAUGGCCUCUUCACCUGCCAAGCAGAGACCCUCACUUCCAACAUCGCCUACUCAUAUGGCUGCCAUGCGAGCUGCACAUCAGCACAAGUUGCAGCAAGGGGGCCCAACAUAUGACUACCCAGUACAGCCCGCCUACUACCACUACCCUACACCUCCAUCUCAACACAGCCAUGGCAGUGGGGCUGAGGUCACACCUCAGCACUAUCUUCAUCCGGGCGAGACCUACCUGACGCCAUCACCAGAGUCGCCAGGACAGUGGUCCAGUUCUUCUCCCCAUUCAGCACAGUCCGACUGGUCAGAAGGCAUUUCCAGUCCUUUGGGACAAGCACUGGGUGGAUCAGCUGACUCGAAGCAGCAGACGAUGCAGCAGCCAGGACUUACUCACACUGACUCUGUAUUUAUCUAAGCCAUUGUGCAGUGCAGACUGAAAGAAACAAUAUAUAUAUAUAUUCUGGGAGGUGGACUACUCUACUGAGCUUCCCAAGAACAGUGUGUGUUGUGCUCUUCAGUGAAAGACUGAUUCGCUGAUUAUCUUUGUGAUGGACUACAUGUAGACACUCACAAAGAUUUUAUGUACACAUGUUUUAUUUUUUUAUUUUUGUAGGUUUAUAGAUUCGCUAUGUAUAGAAAUGCCCAGUGGUGUCACUCCAUAUGUUGGAGGAAUGCUCUUGCUUGGUGAUUGAUUUAAUAAAAGUCAAAAGCAGGCUUCAGGCAGCGAGUGCCAUGGACAUGAGGUAGCUCUGUCCCAGUACAUUUUAAUAUAGUCAGCCUCCAACAUAUGUGUUGCGAUCAUGCACUCAAGUUCUAAGUGUUCCAUGAAACGGCUCAAUUUGAGACCAGAAUGUUAUUUUUAUACCAAUGGAUUAUUGCUUAGGAGUAAAGCUCAUAGGCAGGUUUCUGUCUAGCAGCAUAAAGCAUUAUUUAUGAUAAAUCUGUUCUGAUGCUUUGCCCAACUGUUUCAUCUUUAAAAGGCCUGUCCAUGCUUUACUAGAGUUUGUCCUACCAGUCAUCUACUUUUACACCAGCUUCUUAGUCUUUCAGGGCUCAUCAAUAAUAUUUUGCCACCAGAGUUGACCUUUCUGACAUUCUUGCCAAUUUAACUUUAGCUCACUAAACAGCCAAACUCUUUUAAUCACCCUUCUUAUGAGAUUGCUACAACUUUUAACGCUCCCUUGCUGCUCUAUUCCUCUAGCCUGCUGCUUUAUUAACAAUACUCGGAUAUAAGUCACUUUGCUUUCUCUGUCAUUCCACAGAUACAUUGCAGUAUCCUUGUUUGAGCAAACAUUUCCUUUCCUCGUAGAAAAAAAAGAAAGAAAAACACUCGUUAAAGUUACCUUUACCCAUGUAUAAAGCAAUGCUGGUCUUAUAAUGCCUCAUAAGCUCACCCCAUCAAUAUUGUUAAUUUUUUAUUAUGCAGAAACCUUGAAAAAUCCUCCCAAUUCUUCAGUUCUAUCAAUAUUUUUUACAUUACUGAUGAUUUAACAAAAAGUCCUUAAAAUGAGUUAUAUGUAGCUCGUGGUGGUGGCCAAUAUUAAGCCCUUUCUGAAGGAAUUUCCCAUGUUGCAUGCUGUGUGCUCUCAUUUCACAUCUGCUUGUCUCUUGAACUACUACUGAACUACUCAAGAUUUGCUUCAACUCUCAGACAGGUUUGGCACUGUCUUUUAAUGUUGUACACAAUAGUCUGUGCAAAGAAUGUUCAAAAGUGCUGCUUUUGUACAAUACCUAAAUAGAAAAGAGUACCGUGGCUAAUAGUGGUGGAGUCUUGCGGUCCCUUUAAAGCUUCCACUUUUCACUGAGCAUGGCUUCUAGGAACAUUCAUCUUUGCUUUCCAGAGCAUGAUAAUCAGGCACACUUCUGACUGCCGAAGUCACAGCUAUGUCGUUUUUGUUAUUUUAAUUCAGCUGUAAUGCAUUUGGUACACCCAUCUAUAUUCUUCACUUUAUUAACAGAUAUGAGUACACUGACCAUUGGCAAAGUAGCAGAUAAUUGUCCAUCAGAUGACAGUUGGUUUCAAAACAUAAUCUAGGUUCAAAUGGCUAGGCGUUUUUUUCCCCUUAUGUAUAGUUCUUUUUUUAACAACUUCAGCUCUGUUAUCUAAGUCCAGUGCUGUCACAUAAUCAAACUCUGGAAAAUCUAAAAGUCAGAAAAAAAUAAAAGCUCUGCAUUUUGUGAAGUGGCAGCUACCGUGUUAAAAUAAAACCCAUCUGUGACAUUGCAGAUUUCAACUGGAGACUUUAGGACAAAAAGUAUUAAGCAUACUUUUAAGUAAACAUUGGUUUUACAUACAUUCAUAUUGUACUUGCUCUGGCAAGCAUAUGCCAAUUUGCUCACAGUUACUCAAGAUUGUAAGAAUGUGCUGUAUUGACAAAAGUGUAGCUUAGGUUUUUUUUUUUCGUUUUAUUGUUAUUAUUUGUAAAUAAGAUUGUGAUAAUAACUGGUUACAGCAUUUCAGCUACUCUUUGUGACUAACAAUAAGCAGUGAAUCAGUAUUCAAACUUUUAACAGCUCACCCUGGUCAGCGCACACACAAGUGUAGCAGACACUUAAACGUACCGAGAAUCGUUAAAAAAAGAAAUGUCUCUUCCAGCCUUUUAAGUAUCUUCUGCAUGUGCUGAAUCUUGCUCAAUCCCGGAGACCUGCCGGUAUACUACAGUUUUGUCAGAUUAAGUACUCCAAUUUUGUUUAUCAGUGCCGCAUAGUUAUUUCACAAGAUGGGGCCAAAAGAUUUUUGCACUCUUGACGCUACAAUUCUCACUACUAACUGGCAACGCUGAUUGCUCUGUAGGCUUGUGAGAGGCUGCACUUAUUUUUAGGAUGCAGCAGGAAACUCGGCAAAUAAUGUAGUCUUAUGUGUACUUGUAAAUAGUUUUUUUUCCUUGCAGUGCCUCUGCCUUAAUGUAUGCAUUUGGCUCAUCGUAAAGCUCAUUCUAAUCCAGAGAGUUUGUUACCACUCAUUGAAAAUGCUGAAAGUGUUUUUCCGCAGUGUGAAAAGCAGGCUGGGCAUGAGGAACAUCGAAUGCACUGUACAAUAUGUGAUGUGGGACUAUGCAAAUAUAUAUAUAUAUAUAUAUUAUAUAUAUAAGAUGUAUACAUAUGUACAAAGUCCAAGAGUGCAAGAGCAUUCAGAACAAGGUGGAAACUUAGCAGUGCAUGUACAUGCAAUCCUGCCAAAUAAUGCGUAUGCCCAAUUCCCUUCAUUGCCAAUGCCAGAAAAAAAAAAUUUGUGUUCAUAAAGAUGUCUGGUUGGUCAUUUUCAUAUUGUUCAACAGAAACAUGCACAAUAAAGACAGUUCUUUGAAUA
Rhipicephalus microplus (southern cattle tick) is the source of this 10441-nucleotide messenger RNA. RefSeq names its product neurogenic locus Notch protein (gene N). NCBI's taxonomy places the organism in Eukaryota, Metazoa, Arthropoda, Arachnida, Ixodida, Ixodidae. Gene Ontology annotation, biological process: regulation of developmental process; axon guidance; multicellular organism development. Gene Ontology annotation, molecular function: calcium ion binding; protein binding. The record is from RefSeq and is a predicted model, not a curated record. Gene Ontology annotation, cellular component: signaling receptor complex; plasma membrane; cell surface.